This is a messenger RNA of Fonsecaea multimorphosa CBS 102226, 732 nucleotides long. RefSeq lists its product as uncharacterized. NCBI's taxonomy places the organism in Eukaryota, Fungi, Ascomycota, Eurotiomycetes, Chaetothyriales, Herpotrichiellaceae. The transcript has 2 exons. The coding region runs from base 1 to 732 and encodes 243 amino acids. Gene Ontology annotation, biological process: transcription initiation at RNA polymerase II promoter. Gene Ontology annotation, cellular component: transcription factor TFIID complex; nucleus; SAGA complex. Gene Ontology annotation, molecular function: RNA polymerase II general transcription initiation factor activity; promoter-specific chromatin binding. The record is from RefSeq and is a predicted model, not a curated record.
AUGUCAUCCCCAGGCGAAGCACCAGCAGGCGAUACCGCCUCACGCGAAAUUGACGUCGACGCCGAAAUGGAAGAUGCCACAACCCAAGAUGCGCCAGCCAGACAGGAGGAGAAUGUUGACCAUGAUAUGACAACGCAGACGGAGACACAACAGCCUGGCGCGACAGCGACAACGGCGUCGGGCCUACCGCAUCACAAUCGCAAGGAUGUGACGUUGCGCGAGUUUCUGAGCAAAAUGGAUGAUUAUGCGCCAAUCAUCCCCGACGCGGUAACAGCUCACUACCUCACACUCUCGGGCCUGCCACCCCCGUCCCCAUCCGACCCAACAGGAGCCAGCACCAACACCACCCCUCUCCCGCUUGCUCGGCUCCUCGCUCUCGCGACCCAGAAAUUUGUCGCCGACAUCGCCGCCGACGCCUACCAAUACUCGCGCAUCCGCAGUUCGAAUAACGCUCUAAGCGGCUCGGGUCCGGGCAUGGGCAUUGGCGGGGGUGGAGCGUCGUCGUUUGGUGCAGCUGGCGCCGCAGGCGGAUCUGGAGGGGCCGGCGCCGGGGCUGGAGGCGCUGGUGGGAAGAAUCAGCAGAAUACCACGUUGGGGGUGCAGAGGAGCGGCUAUGGCGGUGGAGGGCAAGGCGGAAGCGCUCAGGGCAAGACCGUCUUGACAAUGGAGGACUUGGGCAUGGCAGUACAGGAGUAUGGCAUCAACGUCAAAAGAGGCGAGUUCUACAGAUAA